Messenger RNA from Schistocerca gregaria, 2708 nucleotides. Its product is annotated as glutamate receptor ionotropic, kainate 2-like. Lineage: Eukaryota; Metazoa; Arthropoda; Insecta; Orthoptera; Acrididae. Gene Ontology annotation, biological process: synaptic transmission, glutamatergic; modulation of chemical synaptic transmission; monoatomic ion transport. Gene Ontology annotation, cellular component: plasma membrane; postsynaptic membrane. The record is from RefSeq and is a predicted model, not a curated record. The transcript is spliced from 15 exons. Bases 1 to 2430 code for a protein of 809 amino acids. Gene Ontology annotation, molecular function: transmitter-gated monoatomic ion channel activity involved in regulation of postsynaptic membrane potential; glutamate-gated receptor activity.
AUGCAGCUCACGAGCACUGGGUUAUCGGGCAUUAUCGGGCCUCGACACUCUGCAUCCAUGGACAUCGUGCGCUCCAUCUGCGAUACACUGGAAAUCCCGCAGAUAGUAACCAAGUGGGAUCCCAGCCCAGCAGUGCCUCGAAAUUAUCAGAUAAAUCUUCAUCCUGCAGCUCAGUUCAUUUCCCAGGCGCUGGCCGAUGUGGUGAGGGCGCUGGGCUGGAGAUCGUACGCGCUGCUGUACGAGGGCGACGACGCGCUGCGCAGGCUCCGCGACCUGCUCCAGUCGCGGGAGCGCGGCCAACCGCCGCUCGCCCUGCGUCAGCUCUCCCCUGACGGCGACCACAGGCCGCUUCUGAAGGAAGUGAAGAAGUCCUCGGAGACGCGAGUAGUCCUGGACUGUGAGCCGGACCUCAUACUGGACGUUCUGCGCCAGGCAGACGAGGUCAAACUGAUGCAUGUUUACCAGUCAUUUUUCAUCACUUCUCUGGAUGCCCACACUGUAGACUACACGCAGUUCCUGAAGAGUGGAAUAAAUAUCACAACGUUGCGUUUAAUCCAACCCGAGCGGGAGUCCGUCAUUAAGAAGAUGCAAGACUUUACUUAUGGAAAAUAUUACAACAGAGAACUCCUGAAGCCAGAGAGGAUCAGGGUGGAAACAGCGUUGGCGUACGACGCAGUGCACGUUUAUGCAAAUGCGUUGUUCAAGAGAGAGACAGCUGUACCAGUGGCCGACGAGAGCCUCUUCUGCAACGACAGCCUCGUGUGGGACCACGGAAUCAGCGUCCGUGAUUUUAUGUUGAAGAUGGAACAUGAGGGCCUUACGGGUAACAUCAUGUUCGACAGCAUGGGGACUAGAGUCGGAUUCACACUGGAGGCCGUCGAGUUAUCCGCUGCAGGCUUCAAGCGCAUUGGCACAUGGACACCAGAAAACGGCUUCUCCUCCGCCAGGACAGAAAAGGAAACCAUCGAUGAUACUCUACACAAAAUUUAUGGCCGCCAUCUGAUUGUCGCUUCCAGACUGGGUCCUCCUUACUUGCGUGAAAAGCCAAAGAAGGUCCCACCUCGAAUAGGAAACGACCGUUAUGAGGGAUAUUCGAUGGAUCUAAUCACACAAAUCUCAGAGAUACUGAAUUUCACCUUCGAAUUCCAACUGGUGUCAGAUGGCGAGUACGGAACUUACAAUCCACGUACCCAGAGAUGGAAUGGGCUCAUUGGAGAACUCAUUUCCAGGAGAGCGGAUCUGGCAAUAUGUGACCUGACGAUAACUUACGAGCGGGAAUCAGUUGUGGACUUCACAAUGCCUUUCAUGAAUCUAGGAAUCAGCAUACUGUAUACAAAGUCAGAGAGACCGCAAAGAAAUAUGUUUUCAUUUCUGGAGCCGUUCACCAUCGAUGUCUGGAUCUACAUGGCUACAGCGUUCCUCGGAGUGUCUGUGAUGCUGUUUCUACUAGCACGAGCUACACCGUCCGAGUGGAAAUCUUCGCACCCAUGCUCUGCGGAAUCGGAAGAGCUGGAGAAUACACUCACCAUGAGCAACUCUAUCUGGCACAACUGUGGCUCCAUAAUGCAGCAGGGAUCCGAUAUAGCUCCACAAGCUAUUUCGACGCGGAUGGUAGCAGGAAUCUGGUGGUUCUUCACACUCAUCAUGAUCUCUUCGUACACUGCAAAUCUUGCAGCGUUCCUUACAGUUACAAGGAUGGACUUCCCGAUAAACACUGUUCAAGAUCUCGCGAAGCAAUCCAAAAUUAAGUACGGAACGUUUGAGAGGGGAUCAACUGCAGCCUUCUUUCGAACAUCGAACGACUCGCUGUAUCAACGCAUGUGGACCGUGAUGAAGCAGGCCCGUCCAGAUGUGUUUACCAAUGACAACAUGGAGGGGGUGGAUCGCGUCAAGAAGCAGAAGGGCGACUACGCCUUCUUCAUGGAGUCCACCACUAUAGAGUACCAAACAGCACUCGACUGCGACUUGCGCAAAGUUGGCGGUUUGCUUGACUCCAAAGGCUAUGGGAUAGCUCUCCCUCGCAACUCGCCAUUCCGGACGGCUGUGAGCGGCGCAGUGCUGAUGCUACAGGAGCGCGGGAACCUGAGCGCUCUCAAGGCACACUGGUGGAAGGCGGAGGGCCCCGGCUGCGACAACACGGAUGAGGAUGGCGUACAGAAGUCCAGCGACGAGCUGGUCCUACUAAACGUGGGCGGCGUCUUCCUCGUUCUGCUCGCCGGCACACUCGCAGCCUUCCUCAUCGCCAUGCUAGAGUUCCUGUGGAACUGCCGCCGGAUCGCCGUUGACGAGCAGAUGACGCCGUGGGAGGCGCUGGUGAGCGAGCUGCGCUUCGUGGUGCAGUGCAGCAACAACAGCAAGCCUGUGCGGCCCCGUCGCGUCGACUCCACUUCCGGGACGGGCAGCUACGACGACUCGUACCUGCGGCAGUAGUGACGGGGGCUGCUAGCUACAUUGCCACUACUAUGGGAACAGACUGCAAGUGAAGAUGUAGUGUCUCAUGUGCAUCGAAUAUUUUCCUAUGUACCAUGUCGUUAGACAGCAGCUGUUAACAAUCAUAAACAGCAACGUAAUGAUAGAUGCACUUCAUGUAAUUUAUAGCCCACAUGGUAAAGCUACUCGUAGGAGGUAUAUUUGACCUGAGAGGUAUAUACUCCUGCACCAAAAAAUGUUGUUGACUACGUCUUCCUACUAGGAGAUUUGACAUUCUU